AUGAAGUUCUCAACAGUAAUUCCAAUUUGUGGACUUAUAGCAUCAUCAAUUGCUAAAGGUGUAAUAACUGGUAAAAUUACAAACAAUAAUAAUGGUGAAAGUGUACAUUUUGGUGAAAUUGACACACAAGUUAUUAAAAGUUUACCAAUUGAUUCAUCAAAAGAUAUAAUAGAAAUUGAUUUAAAAAAUAAAGAUUUAGAAGGUCAUAAACCUGAACAAAUAAUGAUAAGUUUAUCUGAUGUUUCACAACCAAAUUUAGUUACAAAUUUUGUUCCAACAGUUAAGGAUGAUCAAAUUAAAUUACAAAUUAAAGCUAGUUUAAUACCUGAAAUAUUAAAAUCUAAAGAUUCAUUGGUUUUAAAUUUAAUUAUUGGUGACUCUAGUGGCUCAUUGAAUUUAAUUAAAAGAUUAAUUGAAUUAAUUCCAAGUCAAGAAUUUAAAAGUUCAAGUAAGUAUGAACGUAAAUCAAAAUUCGGUAUUCAACCAGAAAUUCAUCACAUUUUCAGAGGAGAUGAAAAAACGAUUAAUCCAAUUAUUCCAAUUUUUUUCAUAGGUAUUGCAUCAGUUUUAUUUUUAAUUUUAAUUGGUUCAUGGUUUGGAUUUAUUGGAGUAAAUGAUAUUUUCUUCAAAACUUUUAAUAAAACUUCAAUUGGUCAAAUAUCUCAUAAUAUUUUAUUUUUUACAUCAUUGAUUGGAUUUGAACUCAAUUUUGUCAAGUAUUAUUUGGGUCAAUCAAUUUUUACGACUUUAUUUUAUGGUUUCAUUUUGAGUUUUCCAUGUUAUUAUUUUGGAUUAAGUGUAUUAAACUAUUUAGCCAAAAAUCGUUUAUCCACAACAAAAACAAAAGCUGUCAAAUUAAAAGCCAAAGAUUGA
Lodderomyces jiufengensis is the source of this 873-nucleotide messenger RNA. Its product is annotated as dolichyl-diphosphooligosaccharide-protein glycotransferase. The record is from RefSeq and is a predicted model, not a curated record. Gene Ontology annotation, cellular component: oligosaccharyltransferase complex; membrane. The transcript has a single exon. Gene Ontology annotation, biological process: protein N-linked glycosylation. Bases 1 to 873 code for a protein of 290 amino acids. NCBI's taxonomy places the organism in Eukaryota, Fungi, Ascomycota, Pichiomycetes, Serinales, Debaryomycetaceae.